AUGACCGAUUUCUACGGCGACGCGUCAGCCUGCAAGAAGAACGAUGCCGACGAGUCGAUCUGCCUCGCGUUCGCUGCUCUGCGCCUCCCCGAACACCACGCGGACCACCCUGUUUGGCGCAACAUGGUCUCCUGCAUUGCGCGUGCGGGCGAAGGCUACCUCGCACCGAGGCGUCGCUACGUCGGCGGCGUCAGGCUCCAGAAAUGUCGUAAGCGCAUUGAGGCGGCGCUUGCUCCUAUCGCGGCGAGCUGGCGGCGGGAUGGCGUAACGGUGUCAAGCGAAAUGAUGACUGAUCGUAACGGCCGUCCGCAAGCCAAUGUCCUUCUGAUCAACGACAAUGGCGCGGUCUUCGCUGAGACAAUCGGCACACGGAUGGAAUCGAAGACGGGAGCUUACAUCGCGGGGCUUCUCCGUCCCAUUCUCAAGAAAGUCGGACCGGAAAAUGUGGUGGCAUUUUGCAUGGACGGCGGCUCGAACUAUGCGGUGGCGUGCAGGGAGCUGAUGGAGGAUUACCCCCACAUUGAGUACAUACCUUGUGCUACCCACAUCCUCGAUCUGUUGUUGGAGGACGUGGGGAAGAUGGACUGGGCGAAGAACCUUGUCACCCGCGGGGGAGAGAUCAUCACCUUCACGCGCAACCACCACUUCACGCGGAGGUAUUUGCGAAGCUCUGAGGUCAAGGGCGGGAAGGGCAAGCAGGUCCUGAAACCCGCGGGCACUCGCUUCGGGACGCAAUUCAUCGCUAUUUCCCGCCUUGUCGAAGUCCGUGCUGCCCUCGUGCAGAUGGUUUUAAGCGAUGAAUGGAAUGAGUGGGCAACAGGGGCAAGGAGUAAAAGCGCUGACACUUUCCGCGAGCACAUCAUGGACGAGGCUUGGUGGAAGAAGGCCGAGUUCUUCACCAAGCUCAUGGCGAAGCCGUUCGCCGUCAUGCGGGCUACGGAUGCUGCGACAAAGGGGAUGAUGGGGCGCCUCUACAACGCCAUGCUGCAGCUCACCGAGGACGUGGAUGCAAUCCUCGAGGAGCACUCCGCGGAGGAGGGCAUCUUCAAAAACGACAUCGAAUGCACGCGCGUGCUGAAGGGCUACAUCGCCAAGCACUACGACCACCUCACCAUGACCGCGAGCGACGGCGAGGAGCGCCGAGCCUCUCUUGUGCUUCAGGAGGAACUGACGGCGUACCUGACCCUGCAGGGGAGUUGCGGGCUGCCCACUGCCUUGGAAGACCGCGCGGCUGAGAAGGCGGGGAAGAUGACGGCCGUCCAGUGGUGGAAUUGGCACGGCACAGAUGCGCCCCACCUUGCUACGUGCGCAAUCCGCAACCUUUCGCAGCCGGUGUCCGCGUCGCCCUGUGAGCGCAAUUGGUCCAUGUGGGACGCGGUCCACACGGCAAGGCGCAACCGCCUCGGGUCCGAGAAGUGCAGGGACCUCGUAUAUGUUGUGCACAACUGGCAGGUUGUGCACAAUUGGUACAAGAUCCCUGAGGGGCAGCGGGUGGUCAAGGGCAACAUUCCUGAGGCGCCCCUUCCCGAGGGCUACAAGGUGGAGGAGGAUGGGGCGGAGGAGGAGGUUGGGGAGGAAGAGGACAUGGUUCUUGAGGAUGAGUAUGCAUAG
Messenger RNA from Closterium sp. NIES-65, 1611 nucleotides. Lineage: Eukaryota; Viridiplantae; Streptophyta; Zygnematophyceae; Desmidiales; Closteriaceae. The record is from the annotation of a GenBank genome assembly.